Molecule: messenger RNA, 2985 nt
Organism: Saccharomycodes ludwigii
Lineage: Eukaryota; Fungi; Ascomycota; Saccharomycetes; Saccharomycodales; Saccharomycodaceae
Gene: SGD1
Product: Sgd1p
Exons: 1
Coding region: 1-2985 (994 amino acids)
Biological process (GO): ribosomal small subunit biogenesis
Cellular component (GO): nucleolus
Molecular function (GO): RNA binding; protein binding
Source: RefSeq, a predicted model, not a curated record
AUGAAAUCACAUUCUAUACGUUUGCCUGGAUCUAUUUUAGAUGAAUUGAAGAAAAAUACCCUGGAUGAUCCAAGGUUUCAGAAUCAAAAAUCAAAAAAGAGGGGCAGGUCACAAACUUUGAGUAGGAAAGAAAGAAGAAAACAACAAAGAUCAGAAAAAAAGAGGAAAGCUACCAUUCGAGGAUUAGCUGGCGAAGACAACAAAAAGAGUAAACACGACCAUACCUCAGGUCUUGAAAAUGCAAGAGGUAAAAACAAAUUUCCAAAAAAGAAAAGUGAUCACAUCAAUUAUAAAAACUCAAUUAAAACAUCUGAAAAAAUAUCUACUGAUUCACCAAUUUCAUCGGAUGACAGCUUGGGCUUUGAGGACUUUAGCAAAAGUGAUUUAUCUUCCGAGGAAUGGGAACAAUUAAAAGAUUUUGAAGCGGACGGAAAAGAUAAUUCUCUCGAUGAGACAUUGAGCGCUGAGGAAACCAUGCGCAGAUUGAUUGAAUUGAAAAAGAAGAAGAAUUCUGGCAGUGUUGGGAGCACUAUAAGCCGGAAGGAGGAGAAUGAAUACACAUCAGAAGGAGAAUUUGAUUCUGAUACUGAUCAAAUCCAAGAUUUAACAGCAGCUGAAACUAUGGAACUUUUAAAGAAAUUAAAAGAAAAAAAGAAGAAUGGCAUAAACAAAAGCCCGGAAAUUCAUAAGAAAAAUGGAAAGGGAGUGAAGAACGCUACGGAAGAAAAGGAACUACAUAUAUUGACACCCCAAGAACGUGCACAAAUUGAAAGAGAUGAAAUAGAUAUGAAAUAUUAUGCGAAAAAGUUGGGCUUGAAAAAAAAUAAAAAAAAAAUACAUGCCCGCGAUGAUUACGAUGCCAUUGGUGGUUUGUUGGAAGGUUUAGAUUUCUUUGAAAAUUAUGGCGCAAGUGAUGAUGAUUAUGGUGAAUUCGAAUUAACUAAUAAAAAUACUACUACAGCUGAAUCUAGUGGUGCAGAGGAAACAAAAAGCGAUUAUAGUUCUGAAGAAAACUUGGACCCCCCAUUUUCUUCUGAUGAUGAAUUGAGUUCAGGUGAUUUUGACGAAUUUGAUGAAGGUGACUUAGAUUCUGAAGAAUGGGAACAGUUAAAAGAACUUGAAGGCAGCGAUCUAGGAGGUAGUGACUACGAAAGAGAAAAAAAUAAAAAGAAGGAAAACCCAUACGUUGCUCCUGGCACUGCCCAAUCAAAUGAUAACGACGAGGAUGAUUAUCAAGAAAAUACUUAUAUACCACCUUCCCUACGUAAGAAGGUACAUUUGGAGAGUACGGUUGAUGAAAAACUAAGAAAACAAAUUAAGUCCUCUUUGAAUAAACUUUCGGAAUCCAAUAUUAUUAUUAUCAUUUCUUCUAUCAAUGAAAUGUAUAAUUCAAAUCCACACCAAAUUUUAAAUGAUUCCUUUACUCAUCAAGUUAUAGAAACAAUAUCCACUCCAAAUAAAUUAUUAGAUAAAUUUGUUCUUAAUUAUGCAGGUGUUGCCUUUGCUUUGUGGAAGCUACAAGGUAUUGAGAUGGGUGCUUCCUUCAUUCAGUCCAUAGUAGAAGAUUUUUUAAAACAUUUCAAAUCAGAUAAUGUGGACAAAUCUGAGGAGGGACAAACCUUUUCCAAGUGCUGUAGUAAUAUACUAACUUUGAUAUCCUAUUGUUAUGAUUUUGGCAUAAUUUCUUCUAAUUUAGUUUACAAUAUUAUGCAGUUAUUGAUUGCAAAACCCACUCAAUUCGCCACUGAGUUAUUGCUAAGAAUAAUUUCUGUGUGUGGUCCAAUGGUAAGGAGUGGUGACCCCGCGACAUUAAAAGAAAUCAUUAUCACAUUAAUGGGGAACGUAAAGGGAUUAGAACAAACUUCUAAAAUGAAAUUUUUAUUAGAAACAGUUUCCGAUUUAAAAAAUAACAGAUUGAAGACAUCUCUUUUGGCACCAAGCUAUGUGAAUUUGAAAAAACUUUUAGUGGGUUCCUUGAAAUUGACUAGUACAACAGAUCCUCUACAGGUUUCUUUAAGUGACAUUGAAAAUGUGGAUAAAAAGGGUAAAUGGUGGUUAGUUGGUGCUUCUUGGAAGGGCAAUGCUAGCUCAGCCUUUGAAAAUAAUGAUACUGCUGAUAAUGCUUAUGAUAUUGUCGAUAUGAAUAUAGGUGACAACUUUUUGGAUGAAAUUCCCGACCUAGGUUCUUUAGCUAAGGAACAAAGAAUGAACACAGAAGUCAGAAAGUCUAUAUUUGUUAGUAUCAUGGGUGCUCAGGAUUUUAUGGACGCUUUUACGAAGAUAGAAAAGCUAAAUUUGAAAAAUAAGCAAUCUUUGGAAAUUCCUAAGGUGCUAAUUCAUUGUUUGACUGUGGAUGGAAAUGGUUAUAACCCCUAUUAUAGUUUAUUGGCUAAAAAACUGUGUGAGUACAAUCAUAACAUCUUAAAAGGCUUACAAUUUCAAUUUUGGAACAUUGUUAAAAAGUUUGAAAAUGACAAAGGUGCCCUUUCAGAUGAUGAGGAUGAGGAUGACCACGGAAUUUAUAGUAAUGACGAAACCACCAGUUUGAAAAGAAUAUCAGCACAGGCGAGAUUCUAUGGAUUUUUAUUAGGUUCAGGUAUUUUAAAGAUAGACAUCUUUAAACACGUAACACUAUUGGGAGGAUUAAAUGCAGACGGUAUGGUUUUCUUUGAACUCGUUCUCUAUCAAUUAUUUUUAACUUUGGGAAAGAAUGCGGAAAAAAAAGUUAUUGUCAACCAUAAAAAAGUAUAUGAAUAUGAUGACAGUGAUUUGGUCAGAUGUUUUAUUUCAAAUAUCAAAUCAGAGAACAUUUCAGUGGUUUUAAAAGGGUUGCAAUGGUUUCUUUCAAAAAAAUUCAAACCUCUGCAGUUUUUAAUUGAAUUUAAAAGUAAAAAGAAUUAUAAAAGGGUGGAAGAAAGGUUUAAUUGGGCCUAUAAAACUGCAUUGAAUACGAUAAGUAAAAAAUUAGAACAGACGGAUUAUUAA